AUGUGUGAACAACAAUUGUGUUGAGUUUCAAUUCUAAAAAGCUCUAUCAAGUGGUUGUUAUUUGUGUAGUUUCCAAAUAAAAGUUAAAUUUUUAAGGCGACAUUACAACGUUAUUCUAACAGUAUUAUUACUGAUUUGGAUGAGUGGAUUCAAACCCUAAUCGCUUUUAUUUUAUGUAUAUUGCCAACAUUUUGUCAUCACUAAAAAUGCACACCUUUAAGAUAAAAACGUUAUCAGAUGCAGGCGAACAAAAUUAAAAAUUUAUAGACGGUUACUAGUAACAGACCUAUUUUUCGUUCCUUGAAUUAUCAGAAAAACAUAUGCACAACGUCUAUAAAUUUUCAACUAUAUUCGUGUUUUGUUCAUUUUCCUUUGGUCUCUACUUUCAAUCUCUCACCGAGUCAUUUGUGAACGUUUACUAACAAAUGAAGGUGCCUCUUUGACACCUUUAAACUAAAUCACAAUGUGCAAAGAGAAGCACGACAAUCGAGUUUUUCUAUUCACAUUCGAACACUAAAGCGCUCGCUAUGUUUUCUUUUUUAUACACAAAAAUUUUCUUUUAUUUUGCUGAUCCGUAAAAGAAAAUUAUUUCUACAACCGCAUAACCAACAUAAACACCGAAAAGGCAGUUGCGAAACAAACGAUUCCGUAAGCAGUGACUCUAAAGCAACUAUAAACAAUAAACUCACCAGUAACAAAUAUAAUUUAAAAUUAAAAGCCAGUAUAUAAACAUAAUCAAAAUUAGCACACUAUCAACUGAGCGAUCGAACCACCGAACGCCUAAGUAACUUUGCUACCCGCGUACAAUUAAACACAGCAUGCACAAAAGCGAUGGGCGGUUUCCUGGAUAAGCCGAAAACAACUAAACAUAACGACCAUGGGGAAGGAAAUAAACUUCUAUUCGGCGUCAGUUCCAUGCAGGGCUGGCGUUGUGAAAUGGAGGACGCUUACUAUGCAUGUGCCGGUCUUGGAAGUGAGCUCGAUGAUUGGAGUUUCUUUGCCGUUUUUGAUGGACACGCUGGUUGCAAAGUGUCAAAACAUUGCGCCUCAAAUCUGCUUGACUGUAUCAUUAGCACAGAUGAAUUUAGGAAUGGUGACCACGUGAAGGGCAUACGUACCGGUUUCCUACGCAUCGAUGAAAUGAUGCGGGGGUUGCCCGAAUUAACUCAAGAUGCAGAAAAAUGUGGUGGCACAACUGCGGUGUGUGCGUUUAUAUCGCCCACACAAGUUUACAUUGCGAACUGCGGUGAUUCGCGCGCCGUGCUCUGCCGUCAGGGUGUACCGGUAUUUGCAACACAAGAUCACAAACCGAUUUUGCCCGAAGAAAAGGAGCGUAUACACAAUGCGGGCGGCAGUGUUAUGAUAAAACGUGUUAACGGUACGUUGGCAGUGUCGCGAGCGCUAGGCGAUUACGAUUUCAAAAACGUUAAGGAAAAGGGUCAAUGCGAACAAUUAGUGUCGCCAGAACCGGAGAUUUUUUGCCAAAGUCGCCAGGAUACAGAUGAAUUUUUAGUUUUAGCAUGUGACGGUAUAUGGGAUGUUAUGACCAAUGAGGAUUUAUGCAGUUUUGUCCACUCGAGGCUGAGAGUUACAAACGAUUUAGUAAAUAUAGCAAACCAAGUCGUCGAUACAUGCUUGCACAAGGGCAGCCGAGAUAACAUGAGCAUAAUAAUAAUCGCUUUCCCGGGCGCACCACAACCAACUGAAGAAGCCAUAGAGGCGGACAAACGGCUGGAGAAGCAAAUCGAGAAACUAACAAGAGAGGAGAUAGAAUGUAAUGAAGUCACGCAGUACUUUGAUUUAUUGCAAGCACUACAGAAUAAGGAUAUUGAAGGUCUUCCUCCUGGUGGCGGCUUACAGUCAAAAUAUGCAGUCAUCGAGCGAACGUUCAAAGAGUUGUAUCCAGAUCAGGACUGCGAAUGUAAUGAAUAUUAUCAACUGGUUUAAGUUGUGCCAUAAAAAAUUGUUUUAAAAAAAUAUUGCGCAAUUUUUCAAUUUCAACCAAAAUAAAAAAAUAAGUUGCAGUUUUUAUUUAUGUAUGAUGCGUUGUUAUGUAUGAGGCAGUGAAAUCCUUGCUUACAACAAUACGCAUGCGAAAAGCAACCACCUGAUUGUGUGCAUGUCCAUAUGAAUGAGUCAAUAAAUGUUUUGUUUUACACGCAACUCUAUUUUUAUUUCAAUGUACCAAAAAGAUAUUGUCAAAAUAUAUUUAUGAUUGAAUGUUACUCAUAAUUCCA
This is a messenger RNA of Bactrocera latifrons, 2237 nucleotides long. It is a transcript of the gene alph, whose product is annotated as protein phosphatase 1B. Gene Ontology annotation, biological process: protein dephosphorylation; negative regulation of stress-activated MAPK cascade. The transcript has 6 exons. Bases 832 to 1947 code for a protein of 371 amino acids. Gene Ontology annotation, cellular component: cytosol; nucleus. Lineage: Eukaryota; Metazoa; Arthropoda; Insecta; Diptera; Tephritidae. Gene Ontology annotation, molecular function: manganese ion binding; protein serine/threonine phosphatase activity; magnesium ion binding. The record is from RefSeq and is a predicted model, not a curated record.